Messenger RNA from Trichomonas vaginalis G3, 480 nucleotides. RefSeq lists its product as uncharacterized. The transcript has a single exon. The record is from RefSeq and is a predicted model, not a curated record. Bases 1 to 480 code for a protein of 159 amino acids. NCBI's taxonomy places the organism in Eukaryota, Parabasalia, Trichomonadida, Trichomonadidae.
AUGGGCAAAGAAAAAAAGGUAUACGUUCAAAUCAGAAGUAUAGAUCUUGGUGGAUAUGCUGCCACUGAUAAGGCCGAACUUGUUUUAUGCGUUGGUCCAAAACAUAACUUUAUUCCAUUUGCUUACGACCUUAGAGCAGGCGAAAAGCACCACAUUAAUCACACAUGGAAAUUCCACUUCAAGCAUGAAGAAGAUUCAUCAUUUGUUGUUGUUCUCUUCAAGCAUCAUUUCUUAGGAGACAAAGAGAUUGGUGAAUUAGAGUUUUUGGUCAAGGGAUUUCAGCCAAAUACUGUUGUUUCAGAUAAGUUUACACUUCAAUCUGCAAACGAAGAAGCUCGUCCAGCUGAUGUUGAAAUGGAUAUCCACGUUGAUGAAGAUGGCGCAGCUCCAUUCCAUGCUCCAGAAGGUUUCAUGUUUGAUGGAGCUAUCAAGAAGCACAAUCACAUCUACGGUGUUCCAGAAGAGAAGAUCUGCAAUUAA